Colletotrichum godetiae is the source of this 859-nucleotide messenger RNA. RefSeq lists its product as uncharacterized. Bases 138 to 608 code for a protein of 156 amino acids. The record is from RefSeq and is a predicted model, not a curated record. The transcript is spliced from 2 exons. NCBI's taxonomy places the organism in Eukaryota, Fungi, Ascomycota, Sordariomycetes, Glomerellales, Glomerellaceae.
UGACUGCUUGAUGCCAAGCAUCCUGUUCAUAUUGCCAUCGACAUCAUUCCUCCAGUACACGCGUGUAGUACUUCCUCCACAUAAAGCUUAGCCUCCAAAUAAUUCAACUACAGAUUCACAAAGAUAGGUCGGCAAAAAUGCGGUGGAAACAACUUAUCUGCUUGCUCGUCCCCUUCGUUCGGGCGGAUAGUCCCCCUAAAGACCCGACCCCCGUCACGCGCAUCGCAAAAACCCUCACCUCGGCGCCCACUGCAACUUCAUCUGCCUCGAAACCGACGGUUGUAGUAGAUCGAUUCAAGUACGUCCCGGCGACCCGAGGCCGGGAGCUAUGUUGGUACGACAGCUUCGUCGAUAAGAUCGACAUGCCCAUCAGGCGCGGGCACUAUUCCGCCGAGAUCCUCAAAGCCGUCUAUGACUGCCAGGAUAAAUGCAGACGGCCGCUCUCUAACGGUGACGAGUGCAAGUAUGCCUACUACGUCAAGGGAGGUCCUAGGUCUAAUGACAUUUGCCUAUUGGACAACAAGGGCUUCAACCCCAAGAUGAUAAAUGGCACUGGUCCAUAUGAUUCUUGGGUCUGCGUUGGCAGCGAUAAGAUCAAUCAGGCCUGAACUUGAGUGAGGGUUUGGAUGCGUUGUACAUACCUAGCAGCUCUAGGAUGCGAGCAUCGAUCAAAUGUUGGAAUUUGAAGCUUGGCCAUAUCAGCAUCACCAAGGGACGAAACAUGGCGCCCGUAUUUGACCCGAUCAUACACAGUAUGGCUAGAGACGCAGUAUUCGAUAUCACAAAAUCAAGCUUUGCGACUUAUGAGCACAAUUCAGUCGGCAAUCUACUUGACCACUGCAUUGGUUUCAGCAACAGA